Carica papaya (papaya) is the source of this 495-nucleotide messenger RNA. The record is from RefSeq and is a predicted model, not a curated record. Lineage: Eukaryota; Viridiplantae; Streptophyta; Magnoliopsida; Brassicales; Caricaceae.
CUCUUUUUACCCAAAUAUCUAAUGGAAAAAUAAAUCAAGGUUCAAGAUCUGACUUUGCUGCCCAGCUGGCAGGCUUUAUGGCAUCUCUUGUGACUGAUGUACCUAGCCAGGCGCCUUGGAUUGUUGAAUUGACAAACUACGACUUUAGUGGGGCCGCAGGUCAUCUAGUUGCUUCAGUACCUGGAAUUCAUUCUUACAGAACUCCCCAUGAACCAGGAUCUAUGCACUCUAUACCUACUUAUUGUUUCUCAUGGGCGUGUGAUGCUAAGUUUCUGGGUUUGGUUGAAGCAUCUAUAGUUGGUUUGAGCCAUUUUUUUCGCACUGCAAGAGACUCAAAUGGCGCACAGCUCAAGAAGCUGGCUUCUUUUCUUGGUAAAUCUUGUGAGAAUGGAUCCGGAAUGUUGGAGGUUGUUUUGAGAAGGAAUACCAAUGUGCCAGCUGAUCUAAAUGCUGUGAGCAUUUUUGUUCCUAACCCUGAUGAAUCCAGGGAGGCAG